CAUCCAAGCACCAAGAUAAGCUGGCUAUUUUCUGUCUCUGUACUACAAAAACAGAUAACGUGUACAGUUGAAACACCAGUACUGUACAUGCCACCUGCAGUAAGUUGUUGUUACUACAACCUACAACUGAGAGAUACGAUGUGUGAUGAAGAUGAAACCACGGCUCUUGUAUGUGAUAAUGGCUCUGGGCUUUGCAAAGCUGGCUUUGCAGGGGAUGAUGCACCAAGGGCUGUUUUUCCAUCGAUCGUUGGACGUCCUCGACACCAGGGUGUUAUGGUAGGAAUGGGUCAAAAAGACAGUUACGUUGGGGAUGAAGCCCAGAGUAAAAGAGGGAUCCUGACACUGAAAUACCCCAUUGAGCAUGGGAUCAUCACUAACUGGGAUGACAUGGAAAAGAUUUGGCAUCAUUCUUUCUAUAAUGAACUUCGUGUUGCCCCAGAAGAGCAUCCUGUGCUGCUGACUGAGGCCCCCUUAAAUCCUAAGGCUAACCGGGAAAAAAUGACUCAGAUCAUGUUUGAGACAUUCAAUGUACCUGCUAUGUAUGUAGCAAUUCAGGCAGUUCUUUCUCUAUAUGCAUCUGGUCGAACCACUGGAAUUGUUCUGGACUCUGGGGAUGGUGUCACACACAAUGUACCCAUCUAUGAAGGUUAUGCUUUGCCCCACGCCAUCAUGAGGCUGGACCUGGCAGGCAGAGACCUCACUGAUUAUCUCAUGAAAAUUCUCACAGAAAGAGGCUAUUCUUUCGUCACCACUGCGGAGCGUGAAAUUGUGCGGGACAUAAAGGAGAAGCUUUGCUAUGUGGCUUUGGAUUUUGAGAAUGAAAUGGCAACAGCCGCUUCCUCCUCUUCUCUUGAGAAGAGUUAUGAGCUUCCUGAUGGGCAAGUCAUCACCAUUGGGAAUGAAAGAUUCCGAUGCCCAGAAACUCUCUUCCAACCUUCAUUCAUAGGAAUGGAAUCUGCAGGUGUUCAUGAAACCACUUAUAACAGCAUUAUGAAAUGUGAUAUUGACAUACGUAAGGAUCUCUAUGCUAAUAAUGUGCUCUCUGGGGGAACAACAAUGUACCCUGGUAUUGGUGAUCGCAUGCAGAAAGAGAUCACAGCUUUGGCUCCAAGUACUAUGAAGAUUAAGAUGAUCGCACCACCAGAACGUAAAUACUCCGUCUGGAUUGGGGGCUCAAUCUUGGCUUCUCUGUCUACCUUCCAGCAAAUGUGGAUCAGCAAAGAUGAAUACGAGGAAGCUGGUCCUUCCAUUGUCCAUCGCAAAUGCUUUUGAGUACACUCAUGAUGUGCCAUCAAUGAUAAGUAACGGUGGUUCUCUACACCACAUCCCCCCUUGUGGGAAGUACAUGCUUUAGGCUUCCUUCUAUUGCUUAUUAAAACACAAUAAAUGGUUAUCAUGCCAAUUAGUAUAUUGUUUGUCUUGUUUCUGAACGAGGAAAAGACACUGUAAUUUAACAUGCAAUUGACAGAUGCCUUCCAAGAGUAAUUAUAGCAAUAAAACAAUAAAUUCUGUAGAACUUUUCCUUCAUGAAUCUCAGAGCGUUUUAGAAACAUUCAUGAGUUAAACCUCACAAAGUUGCUGUGGUGUUGAUCAGUAUUAUUACCCUCUUUUACUGAUGGAGAAUCUGAAGCGCACAAAAAUUAAAUGGUUUCUCCAAACUUAUAUAGGUAGAAAUUCUCCCCUUGUGCAGAGACCCUGCACAAAGUCUAUGCACCCUGUAAGCGUUGUUUUGAGUAUUAUGUGAUGCAUAGCUUUUUUGCUGUCCCUCUGUAUAGGGAUGAAUUUCACCACAGUGAGAAAGUGGCAGACACAGCAAAUUUGGAUGGAUCUAAAGUGCAAAGUCCUUUGUGCAGAAGUUGCAUAUAAUCUUUUCCUUUGCUUCCCAUGAUUGUUUGGCAGGAACCCAUGCUACUGGUCAUGAGUGUCAACAAACUGUAGUGGUUUUGUGCUGUAAUUACAUGUACCAGAUUAAUUUACCUGUCACACAUUGUUCUGCUUACAUGUCUCUUUUUUUAGCAGUUAAUUGAUUUUAAUUAACUUGC
Mauremys mutica (yellowpond turtle) is the source of this 2042-nucleotide messenger RNA. Its product is annotated as actin, aortic smooth muscle-like. Bases 88 to 1272 code for a protein of 394 amino acids. The transcript is spliced from 9 exons. The record is from RefSeq and is a predicted model, not a curated record. Lineage: Eukaryota; Metazoa; Chordata; Testudines; Geoemydidae.